This is a messenger RNA of Drosophila pseudoobscura, 534 nucleotides long. It is a transcript of the gene His4r, whose product is annotated as Histone H4 replacement. NCBI's taxonomy places the organism in Eukaryota, Metazoa, Arthropoda, Insecta, Diptera, Drosophilidae. Gene Ontology annotation, molecular function: structural constituent of chromatin; DNA binding; protein heterodimerization activity. The transcript has 3 exons. The record is from RefSeq and is a predicted model, not a curated record. Gene Ontology annotation, cellular component: nucleosome. The coding region runs from base 123 to 434 and encodes 103 amino acids. Gene Ontology annotation, biological process: nucleosome assembly.
AGACGGUAUAUUUUUUGGUAUAUUUCAGAUGGACAGACAGUAUGAUUAUCGAAAAAUCGAAAAACAGUCACACUGAUUGAUAUUCUUUGUGACAAGUUAAAUCGUAAAAACCUGAAAGCAAAAUGACUGGUCGUGGAAAGGGAGGAAAAGGAUUGGGAAAAGGCGGUGCCAAACGCCAUCGCAAGGUCUUGCGUGAUAACAUCCAGGGAAUCACCAAGCCAGCCAUUCGUCGUCUGGCCCGUCGCGGCGGAGUAAAGCGUAUUUCAGGCUUGAUCUACGAAGAAACCCGAGGUGUCUUGAAGGUCUUCUUGGAAAACGUGAUCCGUGAUGCCGUCACUUACACCGAGCACGCCAAGCGCAAGACCGUGACCGCUAUGGACGUGGUCUACGCCUUGAAGCGCCAGGGACGUACCCUGUACGGUUUCGGUGGUUAAAUGAAACCCCGGCCGAAAUAUUAUUCACCAUUUGGAAACUAUAACUUAAUCCAAAACUUAAUCAAAAAAAAAUACUUGAUCAAAAACUUAACCAGACGCA